Messenger RNA from Rhagoletis zephyria (snowberry fruit fly), 4898 nucleotides. RefSeq names its product nuclear hormone receptor FTZ-F1-like. Gene Ontology annotation, molecular function: zinc ion binding; nuclear receptor activity; RNA polymerase II cis-regulatory region sequence-specific DNA binding. Lineage: Eukaryota; Metazoa; Arthropoda; Insecta; Diptera; Tephritidae. Gene Ontology annotation, cellular component: RNA polymerase II transcription regulator complex. Gene Ontology annotation, biological process: tissue development; hormone-mediated signaling pathway; regulation of transcription by RNA polymerase II. The record is from RefSeq and is a predicted model, not a curated record.
AUCCUCCAACAUUACUACAUCACCUAACCUACCCAGCAGUGAAUGGAAUGCAUUCCGCAUCGAUGCCUCAGUGAUGACAAAUCGCGCUGCGUCCCGUCCAUUUGGCCUGCCAACCAAAUAUCGGUGUGCCAAUUAAAAACAACAAAAAUCACAACAACAAUAGAAAAACAACUGCAGUGCCACACCAUUGUGUUCAUCCCUGCCACAUUGUUGCUGCUGUGGUUGUUGUUCGCUCCUACAUGCAUAUAUAUACAUACAUACAUAUGUAUGCAGAAUAUCCAGUUUUGUGCUCCUCAACAUAAUUCUUAUUGACUUCUUUACAUACGGUGCGCACAAAUGUGAUAUUCUUGCGAAAUUUUCAUUGUAUCCGUUUCCCACCGCGUUCGCGUCGUUCACACUCGAUUUCGUGCAGUACGUCUGACGUCUGCUUUGCUUACACGUACGCAUGCACUUGCAUGUUUGUUUGUUUGUUCGGUUCUUUGUUCAUUCUUCGCUGUUGCUUGUUCGUACAUCCGUCCGUCGGUUUGUCGUCUCGUCGGUGUGUGCGUGUUUGUGAGCCUAGAAAUAGUAGAAUAAGAAGAAAAAAAAAUACGAAAACAAGAAAACAACUUGGCGAGCACUUUUGCUUUCGGUCCCAACUGGAUUUCGUUAGCCGCUUCUUCUUCUGCUUCCUCCUCAAUAUCUUCACAUUGUUAUUGCAUUUGUGUUUCGCAGUUGCUAUUCGCUUUCGAUUUGCCAUUUUAUUAUUAUGUGUUGCCUCGGCGUGCUAAAAUAAGCCAGAAUCAAUGUGAAAAAUAAACGAGAAUAGAGUGGUAGAAGCUUCGUCGACGUCGACGGCGAAGCCAGUGCUGACAACAGUAGCAAUAAUAACUAGUGCUUUCCAGAGAUACUCGCAUUAUAAGGAAUCGUACCUGUGACUUAACAAAUUUUACAUAGAAAAUAUAUGCACAUUCGAAUAACUUUAAUAAUCUCAGAAUAAGUGUUUCGUGUUUAUUUCGUCCUGCAAUGGACGGCUUUAACGUUCCAAUGUUGUCCGAUAAUGGCUAUAGUAGUAACAGUAGCAACAACACACCACAAACACAUACACAUCAUCACAAAGAUCAAAUGCUUAGUGCUGGCAGUGCCCCAGCCACGCCAUUCAUAUACGACCAUCCCGCCAGCCAUAAAGGAAUCAACCAAGUGUCGGUCAGUUUGAAGUCCACCAACGACUAUGCCACCUUCACCAAUUGCAUUCAACAAUCCGCGUUGCUCGAUCACCGUACAGUCGAUGCUAAUAUCGAUGGUGUUUCGCUCAGCAGCCUAUGCGACCUGAAAUUUCCCAGUUCACCUUCGGGUGAUAGUAAUUUUAAGAAUAUUUCACUUAUAAAUAUCGAGGCUAAUCAGGUGCUAGUGCCAGCGAAAGGUAUCGCUGCAAACGAUUUGAUUACCGAUGGCGUCGGCAAUGGCAUCGAGCCGACUUUUUCAAAUAUUUUAUAUGCCAAGGACGACGUUGUCAUAGAAACGAAGGAUAUGCGCGUCGACUGCGAUGCAGCUCAGGUGACACACGUGACGCACUACUUACCCCUGAAAGCCAUCAAUGAUGCUGAGACGAAGUUUCCAAAGGCCACAGUCACGGCCACGGCUGCUGCUGCUGCUGCACCAACGGUGACUACGCUGAAUGCCAGUGCAAUGGCUGGGGUGCAGACGGUCAGUACAAAGCCGAGUGCUGGGGAUGGUGGCGGCAGAAACAACAACAACAACACCAGUGGUCGCAUGAAGCGGGGAAAUGCUGGUAGUAGAAAUGGGCGCACAGCUGCAAAUCGCCAACGACAACAGCAGCAGCAGCAGCAGCAACAGCUGUUACAACAACAACAGCAGCAGCAGCAGCUACAAAUACAGCCAGCGGAAGCUAUAACUCACACUGUAACAACGGCAGGGCGUGGCGACUACUUGUCACCUAGUAGUCUUAACGUUUUCGUGACGGAUAACCAGGCGUUGAGUGAUUUCCACAACAGUUCAGCUGAUAAUCGAAUCACAACAACAACGUCCACAAUAAUAACCACUGCCACUGCCAGCAGCAAGAGCAUCACAACAAAUGCCAAUAAUAAUUUCAUUGCCAGCAAUCAUAGCCAGAUUGCCAGCGGUAGCUGCAGCAAUGCCGCCAACACCACCAAUACCAAUAGCACUAAUAAUAACAGCAAUAAUAACUGCAACAAAAACAAUGUACAAAAUAUGAACAGUAUUGCAACAAUGGGGCAUAACCGGGCAACAGUUUUGCAGCCAGUUGUCGAUGAGACGAAAACGUUGGGCUCACCCACCCAGCAGCAGCCAGGGCAGCAACAACAGCCACGGCGGCCUGCUGCAGUAAUCGUAUCCACUUUGUCGAAAGGCAGCUGCAUUAGCAAAAGCAAUAGUGUCAACAUAAAUAUCAAUCAUGCCAACAACAACAAUAGCAAUGUAAGUGGCAACAAUAGCACAAUGUCACCGAUUUCUAUAGAUGCUGCCACAGAGCCAGAGAUACAACAGUCACCACAGCAGCAGCAGCAACAGCAGCAGCAGCAACAGCGGCAAAAACAGUUGCAACAAAUGCAUUCAGCAAAUGUUAGCACCGAAUGUGAUUCACUAUCGUCCAUGGAUAUGAGCGAUGGUAGUUUUGGUUAUCAAGACAAUACGUCAUCACAUUCGCAACAGAGCGUUAGCGGCGGCGGUGGCGGUGGUGGCCCGGGCUCUGGCGGUGGUGGUAGUAGCGCCAGUAGUAAUGUCACCAAUGUUGUACUACUCAAUGGCAGUAAUCCAAAUGCUGCUGGUGGUUAUAUGACACUCCUGCCACCGGCCACCUCGAGUGGUCAAAUGGGCAUAUCGGCGGGCGGCACAAGCGCUAGCGCUGGUGGUGGCUCCGGUGAGGGUAUUGAUUUCAAGCAUCUCUUCGAAGAGUUGUGCCCCGUUUGCGGUGAUAAGGUGAGCGGCUAUCACUAUGGGCUGCUGACGUGUGAGUCUUGCAAAGGUUUCUUCAAGCGUACCGUGCAAAACAAAAAAGUGUACACAUGCGUCGCUGAGCGUUCCUGUCACAUCGAUAAGACGCAACGGAAACGUUGCCCCUACUGUAGAUUCCAGAAAUGUCUCGAAGUGGGCAUGAAACUUGAAGCCGUGAGAGCGGAUCGAAUGCGCGGGGGUCGCAACAAAUUCGGACCCAUGUACAAACGCGAUCGGGCGCGAAAACUACAAAUGAUGCGUCAACGACAACUCGCCUUGCAAGCGCUACGCACAUCCAUUGGCUCGGUUGAGAUGAAGUCGUCGCCACUCUCGCCUGGUUACCAACAAGCAUAUCCAAAUAUGAAUAUAAAACAAGAAAUACAAAUACCUCAGGUGUCCUCUCUCACACAAUCACCAGAUUCAUCGCCCAGUCCCAUUGCGAUUGCGCUCGGGCAGGUCAAUACAAGCGGCGGUGUGAUAUCAACGCCCAUGAAUGGCGGUGGCGGUGGUGGUAGCGCUGGUGGUGGUGGUGGUGGCGGCGGCGGUAAUGGCAAUGGUGGCAACACCGGCACCAAUAAUAGCAGCAGCAAUAACGCCAGCGAUGGACUCAACCGCGGUGGCAGUGGCAAUUGCCACGACACUGGAACUGGAUCUCUGCAGAAUGCGUCCGACGCGAAAAUCUUCGACACCGGUACGCAUCCUUCAAGCACUGCUGACUCCAUCAUCGAGCCACUUAGGGUGUCGCCAAUGAUACGCGACUUCGUGCAAUCGAUAGACGAUCGGGAAUGGCAGACACAACUCUUUGCGUUGCUACAAAAACAAACCUACAAUCAAGUGGAAGUUGAUCUCUUCGAGCUGAUGUGCAAAGUGUUGGAUCAGAAUCUGUUCUCACAAGUGGAUUGGGCUAGAAACACUGUCUUCUUUAAGGAUCUUAAGGUUGAUGAUCAAAUGAAAUUGCUGCAGCAUUCCUGGUCAGAUAUGCUUGUGCUGGAUCAUUUGCAUCAGCGAAUACACAAUGGCCUACCCGAUGAAACGCAAUUGAAUAACGGUCAAGUAUUCAAUCUACUUUGGCUGGGUCUGCUGGGUGUACCGCAAUUGUCCGACUAUUUUAAUGAGCUGCAAAAUCGAUUGCAAGAUCUUAAAUUCGAUAUGGGCGAUUAUGUGUGUAUGAAAUUCCUAAUACUACUCAAUCCAGACGUGCGUGGCAUUGUCAACAAGAAGACCGUUUUGGAGGGGCAAGAGAAUGUUCAAGCAGCGCUACUGGAUUACACGCUCACCUGUUAUCCAUCAGUGACGGAUAAAUUUCGGAGGCUGCUCAGCAUACUUCCCGAUAUUCAUGCGAUGGCCUCGCGUGGCGAAGACCAUCUCUAUUCGAAACACUGCGCUGGCAGUGCACCCACACAGACGCUACUCAUGGAAAUGCUGCAUGCAAAACGAAAAGCAUAAAUACAAAAAGGGCUAUGAAAUGUUUGUACAUAUGUUUGGAUGUGUGUUGGAACACGUGAAAGCCGGCGCGUGUAAAAUGUGACGAAAGCGCUUCAAAUGCGGCAGGAGACGAUAUAGAUUGGCUUUUUAUCAAAUGACGCUGAAAUAAUCCAGGGUUGGCUUUUAGAUAAAACAAAGUAAUAAGAAAAAAAUAAAUAAACAAAAAAAUUGGGAAGUUAAGAUAAAAGUAUAUAAUAUAAAUAUAUAUAUAUAUAUAUAUAUAUAUAUAUUUACAUUAAAAAGGUAAUUCGUAGCACUUGGAUUUUACGUUAUCACCAUUCACACUUGCAAUUUAACUGCAGAAUGUAAAAACGAAACGUAGAAAAUGACGAGCGCGUUGAUAUGUAUGUUUAAGGUUAGGCAGUUUAGGCAGAGCAAAGAUAAAUAAUAUAUUUUUAAAAUGGAUAUAUAUGUAUAUUGAUAUAGCUUAAGCGUUUAUUCAUAUUAUUAUAUUAAAAAUA